GCCUCAGAGACGGAGAUUAUCUGGGUGAUGCGAGUCGGUAUCUUCAUAACAGGAGCACUGUCGACAGUAAUGGCACUCACCAUACCAACCAUUUACGGACUUUGGGGUCUCUCUUCUGAUCUGGUGUACUGUAUCCUGUUCCCGCAACUGUGCAUGGUGGUCCACUUCAAGCACCACUGUAACACGUACGGCUCGCUGGCCGGCUACAUUGUCGGCCUGAUGGUGCGCCUCUCCGGAGGCGAGGACGUGAUGAAAAUACCGCCGCUGAUACUCUACCCAGGGUAUAAUUACGAGACCAAGGAGCAAAUGUUCCCGUUCAGAACACUGGCCAUGGUCAUGUGCGGCAUUACCGUCAUCGUCGUCUCUCGAUUCACCAAAUAUCUGUUCGAGUCACACAUUCUGGCGCCGAAGUGGGACGUCUUCAAGUGUGUCGUCAACGUUCCCGAUGACGUCCAGAAGUUCCCCACACCACCAGAAGGCGAGCUGACGGUAAUGAACUCCGCCGCCGUCCAGAAGUACGCCGCCACCGAGGAGAUCAAUGAGAUGAACGGCAGGGUCAACCCGGCGCUCACACUCUCCGACUCCGAUGACGAGGAUGCCCCUCCGCGCGCUGCGCACAAGACCCGCAAAAGAACGACCAGCACCAGCCAGUCGGGAGGAGGAGAGGGCAGCAAGGGAGCUGGAGGAAGAGGAAGUGUCUCCAGCGCCGCAGCAGGAGGGCCGGUUAGAGAAGGAAGCAUGUCCAGCGCCAGAAAAGCAAACAUCAUCACGGCGAAUGGGUCGAAAGAGGGGAAGAUCGGUCAGACGAGCCUGUAAGCUGGAGAGGAAGCAUUACGAGUCAUUUUAUUCCACCAAAAUGACGAGGAGAGGUCCUAUAUUACAUUUGUUUAACCUAGUGAGACAUGCAGAUAAUCAGGCGGCCUCAAGACGCGGCUCCAACGUACGGUUCUCCAGUAAAAGUCUUGUUGGUUUUGCUUUUUCGGACAUAUCUG
Molecule: messenger RNA, 992 nt
Organism: Amphibalanus amphitrite
Lineage: Eukaryota; Metazoa; Arthropoda; Thecostraca; Balanomorpha; Balanidae
Product: high-affinity choline transporter 1-like
Exons: 5
Biological process (GO): acetylcholine biosynthetic process; choline transport
Cellular component (GO): plasma membrane
Molecular function (GO): choline:sodium symporter activity
Source: RefSeq, a predicted model, not a curated record